AUGUCCCUCACCAUCGGUCAAGUUCUUUCUGGAGCUCGGUGGGGCUACUGUAUCACAGAGCCCCUGACGGGUGAUGGAUCGCACGCAGCCUUGGUCUACAAGGCCAGGGUAUCACCCGGUAGUACGACAUCGGUAAAUGAACAAGACAUGCCCGAGUGGGCCGUCAUCAAGUGUCCCUCGCCGCUCAGGGCGCAACGAGAUUUCACCAGACUCGACCUCAAACGCGAAUGGGAAGCAUAUCAGCACCCCAGCAUCGCAAACAGUCCGUACAUCCGCAAACUGUACGAUCUGAUCGGCAACCCAGAGGACUUCGACGAUAAGACCGGCGAGACCAGGCCUUGUCUAGCACUUGAGUGGAUGGACAUGACCUUGCAAGACCUGACGCCUAAACUCGACAAACGCGCGUACAAGCUGAUCGUGGCUAUCAUCGAAGCGGUUAUGGAGAGCAUACUCUGUUUUAGCGAGGCCAAGGUUGUUGACACUGACACCAAGCCCGGCAACUUCCUGCUAUCCAACAUCGACACAGACCAUCCCACCGUCAAAAUAGGCGACCUCGGCCUCGUCCUACCCUGCACCCACCCACGAACCAACGUCCAACCCCUGCCGAUGCGCGCACCCGAGGUCUUUCUUGGCUUCCCAUGCACAACAAAAUCCCAAGUCUGGUCCUGCGCAGCCAGCCUGCUCUUCUGGCUCAAACCUUCCCUACUCGGAUCCUCCUCCGACGACGGGGACGGGCUCAGGGGCAGCUGUAUCGACGUGCUUCCAACCCCGUGGUGUCUUGCCAAAUUGCGGCGGCUGUUCCCUGCCUGGCGGGACAGGCCGGUGGCGGGUGAUGUAAGGCGGAAAGCGGAGUGGGCGUUGAGUGAGGACCAUUUGGAGGAAUUACCAGCGCCGUUGAAGAGGAUUGGGUGUUUGGAGGAGGAGAUGGGGAGGUUGGGCAUGGUGAGGGAGUUAAGGGGGGUGAUGGGGUUGAUGUUGGUUACGGAUCCGAAGGAGAGGUUUGGGCCAAGGGAGGUGUUGGCGAGUGGGGAGAUGAGGGCUUUGAGGGAGGUUGUUUCUACGGGUGGGAUGGAUUUGGACGAGGAGUAA
Molecule: messenger RNA, 1089 nt
Organism: Canariomyces notabilis
Lineage: Eukaryota; Fungi; Ascomycota; Sordariomycetes; Sordariales; Chaetomiaceae
Product: kinase-like protein
Exons: 4
Coding region: 1-1089 (362 amino acids)
Biological process (GO): cellular response to oxidative stress; osmosensory signaling pathway; protein phosphorylation
Cellular component (GO): nucleus; cytoplasm
Molecular function (GO): MAP kinase activity; ATP binding
Source: RefSeq, a predicted model, not a curated record